CUUUAGAACUAAUCCUUCGCUCAUUACCCGAAGAUUGUAUAUUUAAUUUAGUAUCAUUUGGUUCAAAUUUUACAUCCUUAUUUCCGGAAAGCAAGCCUUAUGCAGAAGAAACUUUUAAAAUAGCAUUGGAUCAUGCAAAAUCUAUGGAUGCAAGUUACGGUGGAACUGAAAUUUUAAGUGUAUUGCAAUGGGUGUUACAGACUUCACAAGAUAAAAGAAAGGAAUAUAUUGAUUUUCCCACCGCAAUAUUUGUACUAACAGAUGGACAAGUAUAUAAUGUUGAUCAAAUUGUUAAUUUAAUCUCUGAUUCCUUAUCCAAAAGAAAUGAUCAAUUACGAUUGUUUUCAUUGGGAAUUGGUGAUUCAGUUUCACAUAAUCUGGUAGAAUCUAUUUCGCGAGCAGGUAAAGGAUACGCCCAAUUUGUGACUACUCAAGAAAGAAUGGAUAAAAAAAUUAUUGGAAUGUUGAAAAAUGCUGUUAAACCACCUAUUAAAGAUUAUAAGAUUACAUGGAUAGAUGAGAAAAGUAGUACAAAUAAUGACGACAAACCAUCAGCUUCUUCUUUCAUCAACUUUUUCAAGAAAUUAUCCAGUGACGCCGCCAUUACAUCAUCAUUGAAAUAUUGUUCUACCCCAUACAAAAUACCCAUUCUUUACUCGGGUGUCAGAUUUAUAAUUUAUUGUUUUCUAUCCAAAGAGGUUUCUCCACCUAAACAUAUAAUUCUUGAGGCCACAUGUGAUGACGGGCCAAUUCAUUUAGAGGUACCAAUCGAUCCGGUAACUUUGCAAGGAUCAAAGAUACACACAUUAGGUGCAAGAAAAAUGAUACAAGAAUUUGAAGAGGGAAGUUCCUAUUUACAUCAAAUUAUGCAAAGCAACGAUGAUAACAAUUUGGAUCAAAGAAUUGUUCGGGAGCAGAUUGUAGACUUGGGCAAGAGAUUCAGUUUGGCAUCAAGAUAUACUAGGUUAAAUUUACAAAUAUCAGAGGCUAAAAUUACACCAAAAUCAGAACUGCAACCUGCACCUUACGCUUCCCGUUGUUUUUCUCCAAUACCACGACAACCUUCUGAUUUGUAUGCAAUGUCUGCUAUAGGAUGUAAAGUUUCUGAAGCUUCAUUGUAUCUAGAUCCUGUUGUAUCAUGUUCAGUUUCAAUGAAUCUAGCUUCUCAUAUAUCAUUUGAAGAAGAAUCCUUCAAAAGCGAUGGAAAUGAUGACGAAAAUGAAGAGUCAUCAUUUAAUGUGAAACAUGUUGAGAAUAUAGAAAUCUUGUAUAAUUUCUUGAGAUUACAAUCAUAUGAUGGGAAGUUUUUAGCCAGUAAAGAGUUUUAUAAGUAUUUUGAUGAUAGUGGAGAUAAAAUUAAUAAUAAUUUGAAAAAAAGUAUUCCUAAAGCAGAGGAAGAAAAUAAGCUUAUCAAAGAAGAAAUUUGGACGACAUCAAUUGCCAUAAAGUAUUUAGAGAUUGUGCUGUUUCCCAAAUUUAAAGAAGAAAGUGAGAUUUGCUUUGAGAAAGCAAUGAAAAUUUUAAAGAAAUUAGUAAUAGAAAAUGGAGAUGGAUGUAAAGGAAAUAAUUCAGAAGAAAAAGUUAAAUGGGUUUUAGAAAAAGCCGAGGAAUGGAUUACAAAAUGGGUUAAUGAAAGUUAA
Molecule: messenger RNA, 1640 nt
Organism: Diversispora eburnea
Lineage: Eukaryota; Fungi; Glomeromycota; Glomeromycetes; Diversisporales; Diversisporaceae
Source: the annotation of a GenBank genome assembly